Messenger RNA from Hemicordylus capensis (graceful crag lizard), 1223 nucleotides. RefSeq names its product T cell receptor alpha chain MC.7.G5-like. Gene Ontology annotation, biological process: response to bacterium. Bases 24 to 860 code for a protein of 278 amino acids. The record is from RefSeq and is a predicted model, not a curated record. The transcript has 8 exons. NCBI's taxonomy places the organism in Eukaryota, Metazoa, Chordata, Lepidosauria, Squamata, Cordylidae.
UCUUUCCUCACUGAUCCAGGAAGAUGUCUCUACUUGGGACCUUUGCUGUGCUAAUCUUCUUGGUCUUUAGCUCCCUGGGAAGAGCUCAGAAGAUUGAGCAGCCAGGAUUCGCCACUGUGUUGGAUGGAACAUCUAUCAACCUCAGCUGCAACCUCUCUUCGGUCACAACAGAAAGGAAUGUGUGGUAUCGGCAGCUCCCUGGCAAAGGACUCCAGUAUAUUGCUGGAGCUUUUAAGGGAUCCAGUGAUACAAGUACCGACCCCAAGGGCACCUUGUCAUUCUCGGAGGAUAAGAAAUCCAGUACUCUCGUUCUCCAGGAGGUCGCAUUGGCAGAUGCUGCAGUCUACUUCUGUGCUCUGACACAGAGAAAUAAUAGCAACAACAAAUUCACCUUUGGAUCUGGCACAAGGUUGCUUGUAUUGCCAAAUAUUCCGGAUUCAAAACCUUCUGUCUACAAAUUACAGCCGACUGAUGAAAAAGGGAAAGACAUUUCUGCUUGCCUCUUCACCGAUUAUUCUCCAGCUGAAAAAGAGUCAUUCAAAGCGAAGAUGGAUGAUUCUGAGUUCAUAUCUGUCGAUAGCUCAGUUGUGGUAGUGAAAGACCCGGAAGGCAGCAGUCAAACAGCCAGUUAUGGAGCCGUUCUCUGGGGCCCAAAGAACAACAAAUUUAAGUGUUCUGCUUGGCACAAGAACAAGACCUUCGAUGAGUCAGACGAGUCCAUUCCUGCCCAAUCAGAAGGAUCAACUGAGUCAGAUUCCCGGCUGAGUCUCCUUUCUCUCACGGUGUUAGGACUGAGGGUUAUUUUCUUCAAGACUGUUGCUGUCAACUUACUCAUCACCUUACAGCUCUGGUCAAGAUGAGGAAUGACAAGAAAAUGUAAAUAUCUGGGUGAGAUAUUGUGAAAGAACCCCCUUGGAAGCUUGUACCCUCUCCAUCUGUGGACAAACACAAAGAAGAGUGGAUUUACUCCGCGGCGGAGAACCACAUUGCAUCCUUCCUGUAUUCCUUCUUCCAUGGCUUGUCAACAUUUAUACUGGCAAGGAGAGACUUUGCAUUCUGGAUUUCUGCUUCUCAUGCAGCCCUUCAAGCACAGGAGCCUUGAGAAGAAAACAAGUUGGCAAAGCAGCUUCCUGUGCCGCUCUGUUGUAUGAUGCUAUCUUCUGAAUGUAAUCUACCCUCACAUCCUGUAUUGUACUGAAUAUUAAAAUGUAUACGUUUUUGAA